Microbotryum saponariae is the source of this 2441-nucleotide messenger RNA. The record is from the annotation of a GenBank genome assembly. NCBI's taxonomy places the organism in Eukaryota, Fungi, Basidiomycota, Microbotryomycetes, Microbotryales, Microbotryaceae.
AUGUCAACCCUCGACCUUUUGAGCCAGUCCCCCGUGCCUUGCUACGUCAAUGGCGAGGCGUUCAAGGGCUCGGGCAGCUACGCCGUCAAGGACCCUCAUAGCCCGUCCAAGACUUUGCACGAGGUGUCGUCCGUCACCAUCGCUGACGUACCCAAGGUGCUUGAGGCAGCGUCUAAAUCGUUCAAAGCAUGGCGAAACGUGAGUCUUGUGCCAGACGGUGCACUGGUCCAGGUCAUCCCGGGACGACCCUGUGGGGACACCGCCAGCCCCACAUCCGGAACUUUGAGUCGCUGAUUCGCGCCUUGCUGCCACCUGCUUCAUGACGAUCCCCAUCUAGACUCCCGUCACGCAACGUCGCGACAUCUUCAACAAGACCGUCGAGCUCUUCAAGGAGCACCAAAGCAAAUUCGCUGGCAUCGAAUCCGCUGAGACGACCUCGGCGCCCGGAUGGGCCGGCUUCGAUGCUUUCUUGGCCACCGAUUCGCGAGUUGCAAUCGUCUGUGCUGAGAUGUGUGACAGCGUGUGAUAUCAAGUGCUUAUCCACAUUCCCCAUGAUUUGCAGCCUCGCGGAAUCUGGUGCCGUUGCGACGGUCGCUCUUCGUGGAGAGAUUGCGACGACCGAAGCAGGCAAGCGAGCUUGUGAGUUACGUGCCUUGAACUUGCUCUUAUCGAGGAUAACGCAAGCUGAACCGUAUAACUCACAGUCAUAAAACGAUGCCCCUAUGGUACUGUCUUUUCAAUGGCACCCUGGAAUGCACCUUUGGUCCUCAGUAUGCGUUCGGUCUCUAAUCCCGUGAGCUCGAAUCCCUUUGCCGCCGGUCUCUCCUCGGACCUGACCUGACCUCCUCACCGAAUACAAUGUUACGCGACAGAUCAUCGGGGGGAACGUCGUCAUCUUGAAAACGUCGGAAAUGUCGCCCAAGACCCAGUUGACCUUGGCCCAACUCUUCCACGACGCCGGUCUCCCUGCCGGUGGUCCGUUCGAUCAAGGAUUAGAACUCGCAUAACAGGGCCCGAACAUGCAAUUCUGACAGGCGUAAUACUUGCUCUUGCACAGUCCUCAACGUCAUUCAUGUCGACCCCAAGGAUGCCCCUGCUGUCGUCGAAGCCAUCAUCGCCCAUGACUCUGUGGGCAAGGUCAAGUGAGCAGGCCCGCUGUACCCGCCGGAUUCGUUGAGGCUCGUGUAGAGAGCUAAUCCCGAUUCGACCACAGCUUCACGGGCUCGACUCGCGUCGGAGCCAUCAUUGCCGCCACCGCCGGAAAGCACAUCAAGCCCGUCGUUUUGGAACUUGGUGGCAAGGCCCCUGCGAUCGUCUGCCAUGAUGCCGACCUGAAGACGUAAGCCCCGAGGUAGAUUGUGGGGCUUCGUCUGAUCAGGUAGCUGAUCUCUUGACACUCUUGACAGCGCAUGGAACGCAAUCGCUUUCGGUGGAUGGUUCCAUUCGUGAGCAACUCACCUUAUCACACUGCCCUACUACGCGAGAAGCGUCAGCUGACCACGAUAAACCCCUUUCGCAAAAUUGCAGCGGCCAAAUUUGCAUGGCGACGCAGACCGUGAUCGCUCACGAAUCGGUCGCCGAGGAACUGCUCCAGUUGCUCAACAACCACAAACCUAAUGUCACAGCCGCGGGAGAAGGUGCACCUCUUCGUGGACUCUUCACCGAGGCUUCGGCCCAACGCGUCAAGGGCAUCAUCGACGAUGCGGUUUCAAAGGGCGCCAAGAUCGCAGUUGGCGACGCCAAGGUCGAGGGCAACGUGGUGCAGCCGAUCAUCCUCAAGGAUGUUACACCCGAGAUGCGUAAGUUGAACACGGUCAAGAGCGUGUACCGACUCCUUGUGUCAUGCUAAUGUGAACUUGCACGAUGUCUCCCUAUGUAGAAAUCUACCGCACCGAGAUGUUUGCUCCUGUCUUUUCUUUGAUCACUGUGAGCACCCGCGGUCCCAAUGCAUUAUACUCUCGACUCAUACUGACACACUAAUUCAUUGUUGCGUGUUCCAUAGUUCAAGGACGAAGAGGAAGCGAUCCGCAUCGCCAACGACCACGAAUACGGUCUGUCGGCGUCCAUCUAUUCUAAGGACGUCAACCGAGCUUUGUCCCUGGCCGACGAGAUUGAUUCGGGAGCUGGUCAGUCCUCUUGAUUCUUGCUGCCGAUAUGAGAGUGAGAGUGUGCGUUAGGUUUCUGAUUGUGCACGUGUCUGUCUUGGGCUUCACAGUCCACAUCAACGGUGCUUCGGUCGCGGAUGGUGCCGCACAUCCCCAUGGUGGGUGGAAGAAGAGCGGGUUCGGAAGGUGAGAUUUCUUCUUCGGGCGCUUUCGUCGCGAUCUACUCAUUGACAGUGGGUUUGCUCUUCCAGGUUCAACGGCAUCGAAGGUAUUCGCGAGUUCACCCAACUCAAGACGGUCACGAUCAACGAGCCCCACGGCCAAUACCCGAUUUAA